Molecule: messenger RNA, 3465 nt
Organism: Larimichthys crocea (large yellow croaker)
Lineage: Eukaryota; Metazoa; Chordata; Actinopteri; Sciaenidae
Gene: inpp5b
Product: inositol polyphosphate-5-phosphatase B
Exons: 19
Coding region: 724-3129 (801 amino acids)
Biological process (GO): signal transduction; phosphatidylinositol dephosphorylation
Cellular component (GO): membrane; cytosol
Molecular function (GO): phosphatidylinositol-4,5-bisphosphate 5-phosphatase activity; inositol-1,4,5-trisphosphate 5-phosphatase activity
Source: RefSeq, a predicted model, not a curated record
GGCCAUAGACCUUUAUUUAUUUGUUUACAUUUAGCAAGUUUAGCAUAGUUUUAUUCUCUAAACAAAGAAGAAAGUGCAUAUGUGUAAAGUAAAUAAUCAGCUCUACCUUUUCAGUUUGGAGGAAACCUGCUCAGCCGGUCUGUCAUUUGCCUUGAGGUGACAUGUGGCAAACCAUGAAAAACCUGUAUUCUUAAAUUUUGACCUUUACUGGAAAAUCUAUUAAAAGACACAAAAUAAAAACCCAAAUGCAUUUGUGACACUGUUGACGGUUGUGGUUCAAACAACUUGCACCAAUUUUAGAACUGGUGGUGUCACCUGUCAGUCACUAGGUGGGUGUAUAUGACGCAUGACUGCCAAGGAAUGUAGAAAGAGAGAAAGGGUGGAGUUUACGGUCGGUGUACUCCCUGUUGUUUGUCUCUGUCGUCAGCGUAUGCUAAGAGACAAGAUGAAAAUGGUUUAAAAGGGACGUGUAACUUUCUCUUGAAUACUUCAACGACCUUUUACUUUGAGUACCCUGUUGGACCUGAAUGGACCGGGACUUUGAAAGCUUAAUGGAUGGUCUUCCUUGUUAGGAAUGUGUCACUUUUGGCACAGGCUUACUACUUUUCACAGUGGGAAUCCCACGUGGACACCGACAAAGACUAACAUGUUGCUUGUCUGGGAAUUUCUGUGGUACUUUAAGAUGAGCCCCAAAGGCUUUUAGUCUGGUAAGGGAUACCGGUGAUGGACACAUUAAAAGACCUGCCACCUGCUGUUGGUAAAAGGAAGAGUGUGAGAAAUGGUAAAGAUGUUUGCAAGUCUCCCACACAGGUACCCAAGUUUGAGUGGACCAACAAAUACCACAAACCCACUAAAGGCCAGGGAUUUGUCAAACAAGCACUGUCACCCUUAAACACAACGAUCACUAAACUCAGCCAGCACCGGAAAACAGAGAAAUCAUCGGACAAAAGGGGAAAUCUAGAAAAGGAGAAAGGUUCUAACAGUACCACACAGAAGUCCAAAGCUUAUCCUAGCCCAGAGAGUCAAGGCAUCCCCAGUCGAGAGGACCGGGAUGACAUGGUCCGCUCUUCCAGCCACACCCCGUCCAACAAAGCUCAGAUACUGGCCAUGCCGCAGUUCGGCUUGCGAGACAACCUUAUCAGGUGUGAGCUGCUGAAGAAUGAAGACCUUUACACCUACCUGGAGGACUUCAGCUUUUUUCUGGGCACGUACAAUGUCAAUGGACAGACACCAAAGGAAAGCCUCCGUCCUUGGCUGAGCUGCACUCUCAACCCUCCUGACAUGUACUGCGUGGGUUUUCAGGAGCUGGACCUCAGCAAAGAGGCUUUCUUCUUCAAUGACACCCCCAAAGAGCUGGAGUGGACGAAGGCAGUGUCCGAGGCCUUGCAUCCAGAUGCCAAGUAUGCCUUAGUGAAGUUGGUGCGCCUGGUGGGUAUCAUGCUGAUCUUCUAUGUGAAGAAGCAGCAUGCAGAGUUCAUAUCUGAUGUGGAGGCUGAGACUGUGGGCACUGGCAUUAUGGGAAGGAUGGGAAACAAAGGUGCCGUGGCCAUCCGUUUUCGCUUCCACAACUCUGAUAUCUGCGUAGUCAACUCUCACCUAGCUGCCCACAUUGAAGAAUACGAGAGACGUAAUCAAGACUACAAGGACAUUUGCGGCCGUCUCCAGUUUCGCCAGCUUGACCCUACCCAGCCUCCACUCACUAUCAUGAAGCAUGAUGUGAUUUUGUGGAUUGGGGACCUCAACUACAGGAUCAGCGACCUUGACGUCGACAAUGUGAAGGAGCUAAUCAGCAAGAACGAAUUUGAAACGCUGCACAAUUAUGAUCAGCUCAAGAGGCAGAUCGACGAGGAGGCUGUGUUCGUUGGCUUUGUGGAGGGAGAGAUUAAUUUCCAGCCCACCUACAAAUAUGACACCGGCUCUGACAAGUGGGAUACAAGCGAAAAAUGUCGCGUUCCUGCGUGGUGUGACCGUAUCCUGUGGAGAGGGAAGAACAUCAAGCAGCAGCAUUAUCAGAGUCACAUGGCUCUGAAGACCAGUGACCACAAACCAGUCAGUUCCCUGCUUGUCACUGGGAUCAAGAGAGUCAACAGUGAGGACUAUAAGAAGACCUUUGAAGAGAUUGUACGCAAUAUAGACAAGAUGGAGAAUGAGUGUAUUCCAUCUGUAACCUUGGCCAAGCAAGAGUUCCACUUUAAGGACGUGAAAUACAUGCAGCACCAGGCAGAGACAUUGAGCCUCUUCAAUGACGGGCAGGUCCCGUGUCAGUUUGAGUUUAUCCAGAAGCCGAACGAGCCCACGUACUGCAAGCCCUGGCUCACAGCCAACCCUCCCAAAGGCUUUAUCGCUCAGGGUGGUUCUGUGGACAUUGAGCUUGAGGUUUUUGUUAACCGCUCAACGGCGCCUGAUCUCAACUGUGGCAAGGAGCAGAUUGAGGACAUCCUGGUGCUCCAUCUGGAGCGUGGCAAGGACUACUUCAUCUCUGUGACAGGAAACUACCUGCCCAGCUGUUUCGGCACCUCCAUACGGUCAUUGUGUCACAUGAGGGAGCCCAUCCGGGACAUGCCGCAAAGCACCCUGCGUGAACUGGUGGAGAUGUCUGGAAAUGAGAAUGUAGCAAACACUGAAAAGCCUCUGGACAUUCCUAAAGAACUCUGGAUGAUGGUGGAUCACUUGUUCCGCAAUGCAAUCAAACAGGAAGAUAUAUUUCAGCAACCUGGGCUCCGGAGUGAAUUUGCAGACAUAAGGGAUUGCCUUGACACUGGCAUGCCAGAUACUCUCCCGGGCAGUAACCACUCGGUGGCAGAAGCCUUGCUUCUCUUCCUAGAUGCCCUCCCAGAGCCCGUGGUUCCCUUCUCCUUUUACCAGCAGUGCCUAGAAAGCUGCGUCAGUGCCACUCAGUGUGAGAAAACAAUUUCCAUGCUACCUCAGUGCCAUCAAAAUGUGUUCAACUAUUUAGCUGCCUUUCUCCGUGAGCUGUUGAAGAAUUCUGCUAGCAAUCGAUUAGAUGUCAACAUUUUGGCCACCAUUUUUGCCUCCCUCCUUCUGAGGUCCCCUACGAAGCAGGAACUCGCAGAAAAGAGGAAGACUCAGGAGUUCUUUCAGCACUUUCUAACCCAGGGGUCCACCUAGACGGAGGACUCAGAAGCUGAAGACGAACACUAAAAACUGUACAGUCCAGUAUUUGAAAUAAACUGUAAUGAUUUCUUAUAUUCGUAGAUGACUCUUUGUAUAGAUAUUGAGUAAAAAAUCACUGUAAGUGGAAGUUCUUAUCCAAUUAGUUUAUUUUGAAGCAAUGUUUGUCAUCUGUUCGAUGCACAAAGUCUAUUGUAUAUCACUGAGCAUCUGUAGAGAUAACAAUUUUUAAUGUUAUGUAUAUUGUAUUUAAAAGAAGGAAGGACAAAUUUGUAUUUUAAUGUUUCUGAUCUCAACAGUAUAUUGUUUUAUAUAUAAAACUGUUGGAAACAA